Trichomonas vaginalis G3 is the source of this 1632-nucleotide messenger RNA. RefSeq lists its product as uncharacterized. The record is from RefSeq and is a predicted model, not a curated record. Lineage: Eukaryota; Parabasalia; Trichomonadida; Trichomonadidae. The transcript has a single exon. Bases 1 to 1632 code for a protein of 543 amino acids.
AUGGAUUUCCAGCCAAUUGCACGUGUAUCAUUUAAUCUUGAGAAUACAAAUCUAAACACAUUCCCGCAUGACUUUGCAUUCUUGAUUGAUGAUAAAAGGUAUGAAUGCUAUCUACAGCAAGUUUUAAUUGUUUCUGGACUAAUCCAAAAAAUCUAUAGGCAAGACAAUAGAAUCAAAGAGUACAGAAUUAACUCAACAAAAGAUCCACAUCAUUAUUUUCCAUUGUUUAUGCAACUAAUUUCGGGAAAACUUAUUCAUAUCACUUUCGAGAACUCUUUCUUUUUCAAAAUUAUUGCAGACGAACUUGAGAUUCCAAGCUUAGCAAAUAGUGCUAUAGAAAAUCAAAAAAUCCAAGUAAAUAACGAAAAUUUAUGUAAAAUUUUAGAAAUAUACGACGAAUAUAAAUGUAAUUACUCAAAUCUUAUAGACUACCUUGCCAAAAACUGGAGUUACUUCUCGAAUACAGCUCCAAUGUCAAAACUUCCACUUCAUAUUUUACAAGAAAUUCUAAACUCCGAUAAUUUCAACCAAACCAACGAAGGACCUGUUAUCGAAUGGAUACACAAUUUAGUCCUAAUAAGAGGUCCAGAAUUUCGUUCUUUAUACAAUACAAGGCCUUUUGAGAAAUUAACUUCCAAACAAAUGUCGGAGGUAGUCAUUCCCGAUAUAAGCUACGAUUAUAUUGAUCCUCAGUUAUGGAAUUCUCUUACUAAACGUCUUAUUCUUCCACUUUGUACUGAAGAAGAAGAAAAUGCAGAACAAAAUGAAGAAGCAAACCCUGAGGAAGAGGCAGUAGAACCCAAUCAAGCCAGUUCGCAGCAAUCCAAUCAGAAUGACGAUAUAUCUUCCCAAGAUAACCAAAGCCACAGUUCUCAGCAACAACAACCGCCAGCCCAACAACAGCAGUUCCAAUACAUGCCGCAGCAGACUCAGCAAUUGCAAACUCCUACAUUAUCUCAAAUUAUUCAGUCCCAGCAAGAAGCUGCCGAAGCCGAAGCCGCACAACAGCAACAGUUACAAGCUCAACAAGCUGCAGCAGCGCAGCCGAAAUAUCCAGCCGGAACAAAAAUACUCGAAUACCAAACAAACGUAAUUGGUACAAUCGUUGAUGAGUAUCCGAAUGAACUUGUUGGUGUUGUAACAUAUUUGAAGCUCCAAUACCCUGAUUCUUGGAAGACAUUAAUUUAUGUUACAGGAGGAGGCAACAAAUGCAACAGAAUCCUUCAGAUAUUUAAUUUCAAUGAUCUGUUCUCAUCAUGGUGGGAUACUUACAGCGGAAACGGCUUCCAAAAGAAAGAUGCUUGGUUAACCGUCAAAUUUAACAACCACCGACUCGAAAUGACUGGCUAUACACUUGGCUCAUGCGCGAGGAAUAGAAAUAGCCACCAGCCAAGAGUUUGGAAGGUUGAAGGAUCAAAUGACAAUGAAACGUGGUUCAAAGUCAACGAACAAAAGACAAAUAAGAUGAACAUGGCCACACCUCUCGUUUACUUCGAUAUGAAGAAGACAAAACCUUAUUCUUACUUUAGAUGGACGAUGAUUGAGAAUAAUACGACAAAGUCAAUGACCAACCAGUACGAAUUCAGUAUUUGUGCUUUAGAACUGUUCGGUAUUUUAAUUCCUAUUAGAUAA